Messenger RNA from Rubroshorea leprosula, 1002 nucleotides. The record is from the annotation of a GenBank genome assembly. Lineage: Eukaryota; Viridiplantae; Streptophyta; Magnoliopsida; Malvales; Dipterocarpaceae.
GAUUCACUUUUGUGAUACUCUCAUGACUCAAUUUAUUUUGAUAGCUUAUCUUAUUCUUAUCUCUAUCAUAUCCUUUGCUAAUCUAUGCUUUUGGUGAGAUUGUAAUUCAACAGUCUACUAUCCCUCUCCCAAAGGAAUUCAAUUCCAUUCAGUCUGCAGCUUUUUAACAUAUAAAUAUCCUUUUUCAUGUAAAAUUAAUCUUUCUUUUCUGGGAAUCUUGCAGGUUAUUCAAGGCUGGGAGGAAAAUAACCUUGGCUUCCAAAAGAAAGAGUUGAUGAGCUCUUGGUGAUAAAGACAAGUUCAAAACUUGGUUGAAAGAGGAGGAGACUGAGCAGACGAAGACUUCUGCAUUCAGCACUCCCAACAUUCACAUCUGAAGAAGUAUACAGGAAGCUUUUGGAUUUGCAAGCUAAGGUUGACAGCAUUAAUAAAUUAAUAAAAUUCCAAAGCCAAAGCCUAGAGUUGAGAAGCCUGUAAAAAAUGAAACUGCCAGCAAUGGGGAGAACGUUAAAGAUUCCAACUCAACAUCUGAGAAUACAUCACAAGGUGACAAACCAGCUACUGAGUCAGAUGCCCUGGCUGAUGAAAAGGUUGCAGCAGAAGGCGAGAACCAUGACGAGUUAUAAUCAAGUUGGUACGAGUUGCAGGUUUCAUAACCUAUUCAUUGCCCUUUUUAAGUUGGAAAAAUUUGCGCAUGCAGGCAAAAUGGUAGGAAAGAAGGGGAAGAGUUUUCCACCUGAGGUUUUGAUCAGUCAGAUGAACGGAUACAGUAGUAGCUUAACCAGUCUUUACUUUGUUUAUCCUUGAUUACCAUUAAUACUAACAUAGGUGAGGGGCCAUUUCUGGGUAAUCUAGUUCGUCGUGGAAAAAUUUUUGGCAUUCUGAUGAGGAUUUUCGUUAUAUAUAAACACAUGUAAUCAUAAACCCGAGGUAUAGCUCUGUUUCUUCAGAUGAUUUACACUUUCAUUUUGUUCUUUCAGAAAAUAAAAUUGUGAUUGUGAU